Molecule: messenger RNA, 1362 nt
Organism: Macadamia integrifolia
Lineage: Eukaryota; Viridiplantae; Streptophyta; Magnoliopsida; Proteales; Proteaceae
Product: subtilisin-like protease SBT4.14
Exons: 8
Coding region: 1-1362 (453 amino acids)
Biological process (GO): proteolysis
Molecular function (GO): serine-type endopeptidase activity
Source: RefSeq, a predicted model, not a curated record
AUGGGUCUUCUCAUCUCAGUCAAGGCCACAACUGAGUCAUGGGACUAUCUUGGAAUGCCUCUAGAUGUCAAGAGAAACCACACAGGAGAGAGCAACAUUGUUGUUGGUGUGUUGGAUUCUGGAAUUGAUCCACACCACAUAGGCUUCAUGGACGAGGGAUUCGGUCCUCCACCAGCAAAAUGGAAAGGAUCUUGCGGCCCAUAUGAAAAUUUUACUUGCAACAAUACUCCUGUUGGCCCAAGAACUGAUAUAAAGGGAACACUGCCUUUUAAAAACACUCUUCCUAAUAAUAAUUUGUCUAAUGAGGAUACCUCUAUUUGUGAUAUUAUUAAAGCAAAAUCAUUGGAGCAAGAUGGUUCAAAAUUGAAGGGGCCUUCUAUCAGCCGUGAGAUAUUGAAUAAACCCAAACCCAUAAUUAGGUUGGUUGAUGCUACAGCUGAGGAUGGAUCAUUGGACCCAAGUAAAGCUGCAGACAAGUUUGUGUUCCACACAGUGGAAGAUCCUUCUUCAGUUGAAGAUGUAGUAAAAAAUAUUAGGGGUGCAGAACCAGGAGGGAUCAUUAUUGGAGGACCUUCUGUGGACGAUAUGGAUUCCCUUUUGGGCUUGGAUACCAGGAACAAAGAAGCAACCAUUUUCAACGCAAGAGAAGUGGAAUCUAAUCCUUGCAUACCUAAUUUUUCUUCCCGAGGACCUUCCACAAAUUACCCAGCCAUUCUUAAGCCUGUUGUGGUUGCGCCUGGAGCGAGCAUAUUAUCUGGUUCUAUUUGGAAGAAAUAUUAUUCAACCCAUCAACACCAUAAUGGUACCAUAUUCUCUAUAGCAAAAGUGCUAGACCCAUCAGCCACGAGUAAUGGCGACACGGAAUAUGCAUAUGGUGCAGGACAGAUCGAUCCAGUACGAGCAUUAGACACUGGCCUAAUCUAUGAUGCUGACUAUAAGGCUUACCUUUCAUACCUUUGCAAGGAGUUCACUAACCCUGAAAUACUAAGUCAAUAUUCAGAUGACCGAAUAAUCUGUACAGAUUAUCCUAAGGCACUUGGAGAAGAUGGGUUAAAUUACCCAAGCAUUAAAUAUAUUGUGAAAGAUAAGACAAAGCCAUCAGAGAUAGUGUAUUAUAGGGAAGUUACCAAUGUAGGAGAAGCCUCUGCAGUUUACAUAGCCAUGAUCACUGCUCCAACUGGGAUAGAGAUCAGUGUCAACCCAACAACACUCACAUUCAUACAACAGAAUGAGAAGAAAAGCUUUGAAGUUUCAGUGAAGAUCCCAGUAAUGAAUGAACCAAAAAAUGUAUUUUCAGGUUCACUUGUGUGGAGUGACAAGGUUCAUAGUGUUAGAAGUCCAAUUGUCAUUCAUAUUCCUUAG